Panicum hallii is the source of this 3227-nucleotide messenger RNA. RefSeq names its product kinesin-like protein KIN-13A. Gene Ontology annotation, biological process: microtubule-based movement. NCBI's taxonomy places the organism in Eukaryota, Viridiplantae, Streptophyta, Magnoliopsida, Poales, Poaceae. The transcript is spliced from 12 exons. The coding region runs from base 391 to 2787 and encodes 798 amino acids. Gene Ontology annotation, molecular function: microtubule motor activity; ATP binding; microtubule binding. The record is from RefSeq and is a predicted model, not a curated record.
GGCCACCAACAGCAGCGGAACGUCUCGCCCUCUCUAAAAGCCAUUUCAGAACCACCUUCGAACUCCACCCCUCCGCUUCCGCGAACCCAAUCCCUAAUCCCUCUCGCCCUCGCGUCCGCCCCCAAUUCGAUCCGGCCCGGGCCCCGAUCCCCCUCGAUCCCGGUCCCAACCAGGCGCCGGCCCGAUCGGCAUUGCGCGCCUGCCGCCUCGGCCAGAUCUGGGCGCCGCCUCGGGCGCCAGAUCCCGCCGCCCUCGCGCCUAGCGGUUCCGGCGCCGGACGCCAACUUGGCGCCCCAGAAGCGGUCCCAGCGCGGCGGCGGCGGCGGAGGUGGUGCCUCCGCCGCCGCCGCGGCCUCGUCCGCCGCCGCGGGGGACUCCGGGGACGCGGUCAUGGCGCGGUGGCUGCAGUCCGCGGGGCUGCAGCACCUCGCGGCGUCCUCGGCCGCGGGCGGGGUCGGGGCAGGGGACCUCCGCGGCGGCGGCCUCGCCGGCGGUGGCGCCGGCGGCCUUCUCCCGAGCCUUCUCAUGCAGGGAUAUGGGCCACAAUCGAUAGAAGAAAAACAGAAGCUUUAUACAUUAUUGAGGAGUCUGAAUUUCAAUGGGGAAUUGGCAUCUGCAUCCUUGUCUGAGCCCUAUACUCCAACAGCACAGAGCUUUGGUGGUGGGGCUUCUGUAGAUGGAUUUUAUUCACCCGAACUUAGAGGUGAAUUCGGAGCUGGCCUUUUAGAUCUUCAUGCAAUGGAUGACAGCGAGCUUCUUUCUGAGAAUGUUGCGUCAGAACCAUUUGAGGCUUCACCUUUUAUGCCAAAGGAAAUGGAUGAUGAUGAGGAUGAUUUAAUACCAGAAAACCAGCAAAGUCUAGUAGAUAACUGUAGUAGUGCAUUCAUCAGCGAAAAAGAGAACACUGGGGUCAGUGUUAGAGAAAGUAAUGUAGCAAAGAUCAAAGUCGUGGUAAGGAAAAGACCCCUGAACAAAAAGGAGGUAUCUCGAAAAGAGGAAGACAUCAUAGAUGUACACAAUUCUCAGUUCUUGACUGUCCAUGAACCUAAGCUCAAGGUGGAUUUGACAGCGUAUGUGGAAAAGCAUGAAUUCUGCUUUGAUGCUGUAUUGGAUGAGCAUGUAACUAAUGAUGAGGUGUACUGUGAGACCGUGGAGCCUAUUAUACCAAUAAUUUUCCAAAGGACAAAAGCCACAUGCUUCGCAUAUGGCCAGACAGGCAGUGGCAAGACAUAUACAAUGCAACCCCUACCUCUAAGAGCUGCACAUGAUAUGGUUCGUCUUUUGCAUCAACCUAUGUAUCGGAAUCAACAUUUCAAGUUAUGGUUGAGCUACUUUGAGAUUUAUGGUGGGAAGCUCUUUGAUCUUCUCAGUGAAAGGAGGCAACUCUUAAUGAGGGAAGAUGGAAAGAAACAGGUCUGUAUUGUUGGCUUACAGGAGUUCGAGGUUUCUGAUGUCCAGAUUGUCAAAGAAUACAUUGAGAAAGGAAAUGCUGCAAGAAGCACAGGCACGACCGGGGCCAAUGAAGAGUCAUCACGAUCUCAUGCUAUUCUGCAAUUGGCUGUGAAAAAGCAUAUCCCAGUUGCUGAUACUCGGAGACAGAGAGACCGAGAUGCUAUUGAAGCAAAGAAUACAAAGCUUGUGGGGAAAAUGUCAUUUAUUGAUCUUGCUGGAAGUGAGCGUGGUGCUGAUACAACAGAUAAUGACAAACAAACAAGAAUUGAGGGUGCAGAGAUCAACAAGAGCCUUUUGGCACUCAAGGAAUGUAUUCGAGCAUUGGAUAAUGAUCAAAUACACAUUCCUUUCAGAGGAAGCAAGCUAACAGAGGUGCUCCGCGACUCUUUUGUUGGCAACUCUCGAACAGUAAUGAUUUCUUGCAUCUCACCAAGUUCAGGAUCAUGUGAGCACACGCUAAAUACCUUAAGAUACGCCGAUAGGGUUAAAAGUCUUUCGAAAGGUGGAAACAUAAAAAAGGAGCAGGUUACUAUGCAGCCUGUAACAUCCGGCAAGGAAUCUACAUACAAUUCAUAUCCUUUAUCAGGUGAAUCUGAAGAAAUUAUGGAGCAGACUCAAGAAAGACCUGUUGAUGGUUCUAGGAAGGGUAUUGACAAUUUCACUUCCAAUUCUUCCAUGGAACCUGAGAGAAACUCUUUCAGUAUAAUUCCAAGUUAUCCACAGAGAGGAAAGGAAGAAAGUAGUUCAAGAUCUGGUUUGAGUGAUAGGGAGAGAGGAGAUUUGAAACCUAGCCAGGCUGGUAUUACUAGUAAAACACAGUCACUUCAGGAUUCAGUAAAUACACAAGAAGAUGUAAAAGUCACAAAAGUCUCACCACCCCAGAGAAAAGCUAACAGGGAUGAGAAAUCGGAAAGGCAGAGCAACUACGUGAAAAAGGAAAGUGGUCAUGAAAUUAGUCGGACUGUUCUUAAGCAGCAACAACAACUUAAACAGCAGCAGUUGCAAAGACCAUCAUCGACCUCAGCACCACAGGUUUCAUCCAAGCAAUCUGAAAAAGAAGCUAUGGAAAUAAAUGCAAUACUUGAGGAAGAAGAGGCAUUGAUAGCAGCUCACAGAAAGGAAAUCGAAAACACCAUGGAGAUAGUUCGGGAAGAGAUGAACCUAUUAGCGGAGGUUGACCAGCCAGGUAGCCUUAUUGACAACUACGUGGCACAGCUGAGUUUUCUGUUGUCACGGAAGGCUUCUGGCUUGGUGAGCCUCCAGGCGCGCUUGGCGCGGUUUCAGCAGCGCCUCAAGGAACAGGAGAUUCUUAGCCGUCAAAAAACAUCAAGAUAGUUGAACUUCAGAAAUUGAAAUACUCUGUUUUAUCAAUUAUUAUUGACUGCGAGAAGCGCUGUAUUGUGGCCUUAAAAGGAGAGAAAUGGAUCUGAGGAUUUCAGGGUGAUUUGAGAUGGCAGAUAGUGAUGCGAGAUCCAUGGUGAUGUGGGUUGUUGAUGCAGGGCUGGCUUUUGGUUGAGGUUGUCACAGUUUGCUAUUUUUUCUUUGCCUGAAACGGGUGCUUGUGGCGGCAUAGGUUUGUCAAUGUUUGCCGUUUUCUGUUGUACCAAUAUAGUUGUAACUGUUGUUUGAAGAUAUCGGUAGUGAAGUGCUGCGGUGAGGAAAUAACCAUUGUACCUCGCCUUGCCAUUAUAGUGUUGUACUUUUUUGUUGAUAUUAUUUCGCAUCAACAAAAGAAAGAUGGCAUGCGGCAAAAUAUCUACAGGAUUUGACUCCUA